AUGACAGUUGAUAGUCUAGAGUGCAGCAUAUGCUUGCAAAACCUCGUUCAUCCUGCUCAAUUACCAUGUGGUCAUAUAUUUUGCUUUUUGUGCAUUAAAGGUUGUGCCUUCCACAGGCGAAAAUGUCCUAUGUGCCGCAGUAGAUUCUCGUCGCGUUUUUUCGAUGAUCCCAAGUUAAUAAAUGUUUGGGAUCUACGUGAAAAUGACCAAGAUAAAUUAAGUCACAUUGUUGACUUAUGUGAACGCUUGUCAACUUUACCUCAAUCAGUCAAUGAAUCAAACUCUAAUGAAUUACCAAGUUAUUCUUGGUUCUAUGAAGGUUUUCAAGGUUGGUGGCAAUACGAUGAGCGUACUUGUAAUGAGUUGGAGAAUGCAUUUAAUAGACAAUUAUCGUCAUAUGAAUUGACUAUUGCAGGUUAUGUAUACAGUAUAGAUUUGAAAAAUAUGACUCAAAUCCGGAAAGAUCGUUCUGGUCGUUUGCGUCGAAUUAAACGGGAUUUGUUAACCUGCGAAAAGAAGGGUGUAGCUGGAAUAAAAAUGUCCUCAAUUCAAUCAUCUAGCAAUAGUACAUCAGUGUGUAAACAGUUAGAAAUUGAGGAAGCCACUCAUUCCAACUCUAAUGGAGUUAAUGGGGGUUCAAUGAAUAAUCCGUCUUCCAACUUACCGUGUUCACAAUCCUCCAACAAUGGCUGUUUAGAAAGUGAUAGAUCAGAAGCUAAGCAAAUAGUAAGUGCAAGCCGGUCAAGUACACCAUAUUUAUCUGGAGAUGAAUGUGUUUCCACUAACUCACUAAAUUCUUCUGGAUCUCGUAAUCAACGUAAUUCAAGUCCGUCUACGUCAGGCGAAUCGUUGCGCCAUUACAAUCGUAAACGUUCUUAA
This is a messenger RNA of Schistosoma spindalis, 879 nucleotides long. The record is from the annotation of a GenBank genome assembly. Lineage: Eukaryota; Metazoa; Platyhelminthes; Trematoda; Strigeidida; Schistosomatidae.